Messenger RNA from Trichosurus vulpecula (common brushtail), 747 nucleotides. It is a transcript of the gene APOM, whose product is annotated as apolipoprotein M. Lineage: Eukaryota; Metazoa; Chordata; Mammalia; Diprotodontia; Phalangeridae. Gene Ontology annotation, cellular component: high-density lipoprotein particle; very-low-density lipoprotein particle; low-density lipoprotein particle. The transcript is spliced from 6 exons. The coding region runs from base 310 to 681 and encodes 123 amino acids. Gene Ontology annotation, molecular function: lipid carrier activity; phospholipid binding. The record is from RefSeq and is a predicted model, not a curated record. Gene Ontology annotation, biological process: high-density lipoprotein particle assembly; high-density lipoprotein particle remodeling; high-density lipoprotein particle clearance.
GGGUGGGGAGAUCGCGUAGCGGAUGACUACAGCAAAUGGCUGAAAGUAGUUUUUCCGCUGGGGCUUCCUAGCUACCUCGCAAAAAGCCUGCUCUCUAGCGAACGGAGCGAGUGCGCCUUUGGCAGGGGGAUUGCCCCUCUACCACGUGAGGAAAUUCGGGAUUGGCAGCGUCUGUCGGGCGGCAAUAUUUUAGAGACCUAAAAUAAACCCAUGCCCACGCCCCCUUAGUUCCCUGGACCCUACCUGGGACAAUGGUACUUCAUUGCGGGUGCAGCUCCUACAAAGGAGGACCUGAAAACCUUUGUCCCUAUGGACAACAUUCUCUUCAACAUGGCUGCUAGCCAUGUUCCACAAAAGCUCCAGCUACGGGCCAACAUCAAAAUGAAAAAUGGGCAGUGUAUACCCCGAGAAUGGACUUACCAUCUGACUGAAGGGAGCACAGAUCUCAAGACUGAAGGUCGCCCGGAUAUGAAGACUGAACUCUUCUCCAGCUCUUGCCCAGAUGGGAUCAUGCUGAGAGAGACAGGACAAGGUUACCAGCGCUUCCUCCUCUACAACCGAUCCCCACAACCCCCUGAAAAAUGUGUGAAUGAAUUUCGGUCCCUGACCUUUUGCUUGAACUCAACAGUCUUCCUGCAGACCCCCAGGGAGAAAGAGGCCUGUGAGUUGUCCAGUGACUGACCUGUGCCCUCUAGGGAGCUGGAGACUUCUUGCUGCCUUCAAGAACAAUAAAGAUGAUUUUCUGAU